CUCGUCAAAACUUAUUGAGAUAUUCAGCAUCAGGAUGGCGACGGCCCACAGGAUCCGGGACAAGCACCUGACGUGCAGCAUAUGUUUCGAGCUGUACACGCGCCCCAAGACACUGCCGUGCAUGCACUCGUUCUGUGAGCACUGCUUAGAGAACCACAUCCAGGCUAAACGGGAUGACAAAGGCUUCGGUUGUCCCAUGUGCAACACCCAUACACUGAUGCCGGAUGCUGCUGCCCCGCCGGACAAAUGGUCGUCCCAGUUCAGGACGGACUUCAAGCUGACCGGCAUGCUGGAGGAGAUAUUUCAAAUUGAGCAAGAGAGGAGCGUGGUGAAGGACGUCAAAAAACUGAACAAGUUGGUGGAGGACCUGCGAUCUAGCGAGAACACCCUUCAGGACAAGAUCGAGUUGGACAAGCUGGCUCUGUCCAGAAUCAGCGUGGACCAGGACGAAAUCUCGCAUCAAAUCGCGGACGUCUUCUCUACCAUCAGGCUGAAGAUUCAGAGAAAGGAAGAGGCACUGAAACAACGCCUGAAUCAGCUCUGUGUUCAACGAAAGGACACUGUGUCGCGCAGUUGGCUCAGCAAGCAGAAGCUUAUUGAUCAGAUCAACUCCCAGAUAGAGGUGGGCGAGAGAUUGACCUCUAUAGCUGUCAAGGACACUUCUGAGGGCGAGGUGGAGAAAUUCCAUGAAGCGCAAGCCCAGUUUAAGAAAGCAGUGAAUAGUGCCACCAGUGUCAAUCUUGCUACGAUAGAACUCACUCUGAAGCAGGAGAGUAUCAUCAAAUUCGAUUCACUGGUGUUUUGUGAUAUUGAAACUGGCGUGUCUUCUUCCAAUGCGGACAAAGAGAAUAUUGAUGUUGCUCCCGAAACACCAAAGCCCAGUGAGGUUAAAGGGGCCAAAGUGGUCAAAGAGAUCAAGUCGGUUAAAACGGUGAAAGCACCCCAGCCACCGCAAAAGCCUGUCCAGACUAUCUUACCCCAAACAUCCACAUCGGGGGGAGUAGAGCGUCCUCAACUGGUCGCCAUUUUGACCCCCACGAAGGACGACUGUGACAAAGAACCUGAAUACCAAGACGUCGUUGUUCUUCGUGAAUCUAAGGUUCAAAUCGUUGUAGUUAGUGACUACAACAACAAACGAGUUGUAGUUCUUUACGUUCAGCAGGGAGGUAAGACCCAAAAGUCAAUCAAAUUAGACGGAAACCCGACACGACUGUGCAAACUUGACUCAACAAAAGUCGGAGUCAGCUGUAGCGACCCGUACCAGGUGAUGGUACUGACUGUAUUCCCAGAACUGAAGCAGGUCGCGACAAUCAAGACAACCAUCAACAAUCUCGGGAUCGCCGCCCUCAACCCAAAUACUCUGGCAAUAUCCAACAAAAACAAGAUCAGUGUCGUUACAACCACGGGGUCCAUCUUGAAGGAGUUUAAGACCAAGGUUGACAGCUCCUUCUACUCCAUGAGCUGGUACAUGGCGACGACGCCGACGGGGAGUAUCAUCGUUUCAGACCGUUACGGGGAGGUGAUCUCGUGCGUCACCCCCACAGGGCAGACGUUGUGGCAGUGGAAGACGCCGGCAGGGACCCCGCCGUCGGGGGUGGCGUGUGACAAACAGGGCCGGAUCUACGUGGUUCUAUCGGGAAUCAAGGAGGUUCACAGACUGAGUCAAACAGGGCAAUUUUUGGGUGUUGUUCUCAACAGUGACGAUGACUUGGUGCUUCCGUCUGCUAUGGACAUUGACCAGUUUGGCCAGUGGUACAUGUUAAAGAAGUCCCGCCAGAUCCAAAUCUUUAAACCACUUGUAAACUGAUGUGUUUGGCGUAUUGUUGUGGAAGGACAUACGAAUGGGUUCAAGCUAGGCGUAUAUGGUGCAACGUUUUUCCAAAGCCACCAUAGCUCCACUACCACUAUCAGCUUACGCUAGAAUACAGCUGUACCUCAGUGUUCGUUUUGUUUAAGUGGGCCCAGGUGUCAAGUCCCCAAUUUCACAAAGCGAAAUUUCUCAGAGCCAAGAUGUAUCUAACCACCCAUUGUAACACGGACGAUAGUCGUAGUGGAAAGAUCGCUCUGUGGAAUCACGUUUUGUUAAUUAGCUUCCAGAAACGUGGUGUUUGACUGAGUUUCAGCAGUGUGUAUUGUGUUUGUUGCAUGUAAGUUCCGGCAACAUCAACUCGAACAAUGUUGACGUCUCAACAACGACCGAUCAAAUUACAUGGGGGAACAGACACGAGGCAAGGAUGUGAUAGCGUGUAGAUAACCAGAGAUAGGUGAUCAAUGUAGUGAUCACGUCACAUGCUAGCAUUGUACAAAGUGACGUGGUUUGUUCAUGUGACACAGUACGUCAACUGCCGGGCAGUAGAAAGUAUACACUUGAAAACUGGAUUUGACCAAAACGUUUCAAACGUUGUCAAUACGUUACCAGGCUGAAAACAGUCGCUGAAAAACCACAAAGGUCCAAACGACAUAUAUGAUACUAGUAUGAAAUACAAAACGAUCGAAUAACCAUGUCUUGUUUGUUUAAUUUUACCCACCAUCGAAAAAUAUACGCAACUCUUGAUGAGUAUCUCAGACAUGUUAUCGUUGAUUAUAAAAACGAAAUGCAUUUUCCCGCACAAAUUUACAACAUUUAAACACAUGGAAGAUGUCAUGUGGUUGCAGAUGUAUUUCUUACCCCCGUCUUCAUUGAACCAAUAUAUUUUUACACAAACAUUACCCUGACACGGAUUACUUUUUACAAACUUGUUAAGGUAUGGGCGAUGGUUAAACACAUAUUACCAAUCUAACAGCAGUUGUUUCAAUUUCAACAUAAAAUACAAACACGGUAUACGUUCUAUUGCCCCUCAGUUUCUGAGUUAUUUUCUCCAUCGGUAUACGUGCGGUGAAGAAGAAAUGCGGAUCCUGCUGACAAUAGCUGGAUAAACGUGUUCUGAAGCUUAAGGCUGCGUAGAAUCUUGGUUGGUUAAGAGUACCCACUGAAGUGCAGCAUGUGUGGCAAUUAUUUGUAACAGGCAAUUUAUAUUCAGAGAACUAUACUACUCAAAAAAAGUAACAGAACACCCGAUAUUUUCCCUAUGAUUAUCGGUGAGGUGAGGUGAAAUUGGGUUUAACGUCGCGUGCAUGCGGAUAAUUAGUAAACCUACCUGCUUUGGAUCCCGGCAGAGAUAUUCUGCAAUCAGUUUGCUUCUGGAAACGAUCGUGUAAGGGUUGGUGGGGUAGUCCAGUGAUUAAAGCGUUCGCUCUUCACGUCGAAGACCCGGGGUUCGACUCCCUACAGGCGUACGGUGCGUGAUAUUGCUUGAAUAUUGCUAAUACUUGCGUAAAUCCUCACUCGUUCCUUAGAUCGUUUGAUCAGAAUGAGGGAAUUGAAUUGUGAUUAACGUUGCGUUGAACAGUCUUACAGUUAUAUCACUGCGUGUUUGCUUAAACUAGGAAGAAAGCCCGAAAUGAUGCAGGUCUUAGACAUUUACCACUUUCGUGCUGAGAAACCACGGGUCACUAUCAUCUAAUUUGUAGGCGGAGUUUAUUUCACCUCACAGUCGGCAAUCUAUCAUGAAAUUCACUUCUGCCUGUAAAUUACCGUGUCUCGGACAGGCAAACCGGUGGUUGAUAGCAUGAGCAGAGAUAUAUGGAGUUACAUAAUCAGCAUUGACGACAAACGCGGCGAGUUGAGGUGAAAUGGGGCUAAACGCUCAAGAGUAUUGCAUUAAAUAACGACAUGUACCUGCACGUGCGUGUGUGGCUGCUUGUACCAGUCUGGUACUUACGUCGGCUAUAAAAUAUAGCCUCAGACCGCUGAGAUACCAUCUCGCAGUUUAACAUGGAUUCCCCGGUCUUAUCCCCGUUUACCGGGCAGGGUAACAAGUACCCUCAUUUAGCGUAUUUUUUAACAACGCGAUAAGGGGGUCGAACCACGCAGCUUCGCGACACCCAUGCACGCAUUGGGAGUAGUGAGUGAGAAUAUGUUCAGGGCUUUGACACCACCUCAAACAUCCCCUAAAGGCUGCCUUGGUACAAUGGGUCUUGGCCGGGUCGCUCUAACGCUUAAAUCAAUGUUAUAAAUUAUUUUUGAAUGUAUAUAUGUAAGUAGAUAUAACACAAAUUUUAAACACGUGAUUUGUAUUUCAUUUUAUACAAUGUGAAUUUAAUGUCAAACAGCAUGAAUAAACACAUAUAUUUUUUCA
Haliotis rufescens (red abalone) is the source of this 4178-nucleotide messenger RNA. RefSeq names its product E3 ubiquitin-protein ligase TRIM56-like. The transcript has 3 exons. Gene Ontology annotation, molecular function: metal ion binding; translation repressor activity; ubiquitin protein ligase activity. Gene Ontology annotation, biological process: protein polyubiquitination; proteasome-mediated ubiquitin-dependent protein catabolic process; negative regulation of translation. The record is from RefSeq and is a predicted model, not a curated record. Lineage: Eukaryota; Metazoa; Mollusca; Gastropoda; Lepetellida; Haliotidae. The coding region runs from base 35 to 1807 and encodes 590 amino acids.